This is a messenger RNA of Rotaria sp. Silwood1, 2343 nucleotides long. The record is from the annotation of a GenBank genome assembly. NCBI's taxonomy places the organism in Eukaryota, Metazoa, Rotifera, Eurotatoria, Philodinida, Philodinidae.
AUGAGUAAUAAUGAUGAACUUCAUAAUUAUGAAGGUUUAUUAUUAACUUCAGCUUCAUCUAAUAAACGUUCAUUAACAAAUCAAUUUGUUGAUUGUGUAAAAAAAACUAAAUAUUUUGUUCCUUGUACAUUAUUAUCACCAUCAAAAACAAUGAAUGAUCAAAUAAUAAAAGAUACUCAAAAACUUCAACCAAAAAAACCUAUUGAACAACAACCAAAACGAGGUUCAUUAUGUAUUGCGUAUUCAAUCUCAAAUGAUGAGCAUACUAAUAAUUCAAUUUUAACAUUACAUGUAAUACGUGCAAGACAAUUAUCAAUUGUAGAUUCUGAUAAAAUGAAUACAUGUGUUAAAGUUAAAUAUUCUCAUCAUUUUGAACAAUGUUCAAAAAUUAUUCAUGGAACUAAUUCACCUAUUUAUGAUGAAAAAUUUCAUAUACCUUUAAAUAAAAAUAAUUUAUCAACACCAUCAAAACGUUUGACAAUCUCUGUUUAUAAUCAAUCCAUAUCAAACAAUAAAAGUGAUUUAAUCGGUUGUAUGUCAUUUAAUAUGAAGACACUUCUUAAAACAACUAGUUGCAUAAAGACUUCAUCAAAAUAUAAAUGGUAUUGUCUAUUACCGGAAUCAAUCGGACGACAUAAAUGUAUGGCUUUAAAUGUAGAUACUUCUUCAUCUUUACAUAGUAAAAAAAUUGCAACAUUAAAGAAGCCACAUUCAUCUCAAAAUUAUAAUCAAUCAAAUGGACUUGUGUUUAAGGUUGAUAUAUAUGAUCGUGAUGAAAUUCAAUUUUCGUCUGGAUUUCCAUGUAAAAUAAGUGAAAUAAAAUCAAAUAUUAGUUCAACAUCUACACGACCUAUGCCUGGUGAUAUACUUUUACAAGUUAAUGAUAUUAAUGUUUCACGAACACAAGCUAAAGCUGUUAAAAAAUUAAUAAAAAGUUUAUCAAUACCGAUAACUCUUCAAUUAUAUCGUCUUAUAAUUCCAUCAACAUCAAUUAAAGUUGAUAAAAUUGUUUUAAAUUCUGUUGAACAACAUGAACCGUUAAAUAGAAAUUUAAUAUCAACCAAUUCUUUAUAUUUAUCAUCCGAUAAACAAUGUAAAACAAAAACAUAUGAUUGUUUUAUAUCAAAACCUACUGUAAUGAAUAUUGAUCAUCAGCAAUCUUUACUUAUGUCACCAAUUGAUAGAAAAAUUACAACACAAAGUGAUGGAAGUGAAUCAGGUGUUGGUUCUGAAAGUAAUCCAUAUUCGGACGGUGAUCAAGAUAAUCGAUUAAAAAUUCUUUCAGAAUCUUACGAACGUGAAGUAUUAAAUUUAAUUGAAAUUGAAAAAGAAUUUAUUAAUCAAAUUGAACUUGGCGUACAAUUAUAUUCACGUCCAUUAAAACAUUAUUUAAUAUCAUCAAAUGAACAUGCUAAAUUAUUUCAAAAUAUUGAAAAAAUUUUAGCAAUAUCACGCUAUCAAUUAAAUCGCUUACAAUCAUUAUCCGAACGAACAAUAAUAACUCAUAUCGGAAAGAUUUUUCAUGAAAAAGUUCAAUUAAUAUGUGAAGCAUUUAAUCAUUAUAUAUCGGGCUAUUCAGAUGCUUGUUUACAAUUAAAACAAUUAAUAAAAUGUGCUAGUUUUCAAAGAUUUAUUCAUGGAAAUAAUUCAAAUCUAACAAUUGAACAGUUUCUACAGAUACCAUUAACUCAUAUCGAUAAUCUUGUUAAUCAAUUGGAUACAUUAUGUUGUACUUGUGAAAAUGCAAAUGAUGCUAAUUAUCUUUUGCAUGUUCUUAAAGAGUUACGGCAAUGUUCACUACAUGUUUCAUCCAUUGAAUCGUCAACAAGUCAACAUCAUUGUACAACAACAAUGUCAUUGAACAGUGCCAAUGGUAUAUCAUCAUCAUCAUCAAUGAAUAAUUCCGAUGAUAGUGAUAUUAUUGAAUUACAAAAUCGACUUCAAUUUACACAAAAUAUUCAACCUGUUCUAUUAACUGGUCACAAUCGUCACAUUAUUUUUUCGGGUGUACUUUUAUUACAAAAUGAAAAUAAAAAUUAUAUUGAGACUUGGGCUGUUCUCUUAAAUGACAUGCUACUAUUGACCCAAAGAAAUGCAAUCGAUACACGUUUAAAACUGGUUUGUAAUGCGAUUUCGUUAAGUGAUAUUGUUGAUUUUCGAUCAAGUGAUGAACGUCAAGAUGCUUUAAUAUUUCUAUCGAAUAAACCGAAUCUACCAUAUAAAAUUCGUUAUCCAAGUAAAUGUUUACAAUAUGCAUGGCAAACAAUACUUGAACAACGUCUUAAAACUUGGCAACGAUCAAUUCAUGAUGAAUCGUCAUCAGCUGGUUCGGAUAUUGAAUAA